CUUCGGAGUCGUCGACACUCCGCAGCUUUGUACAAAACGUAGGUACCUCGAUCGAUUAAGAUGCAUCAUCAGCCUACCCUAGAACAACCCCCUCGAAUUCAAUCAUCUUUAUUUUCAACGCCCUCACCAUGGCUUCUUCAUUCUUAGUCGUCGGCGCCACAGGUAACACUGGCCGCAGUGUUGUUGAGACCCUCUCGAACCUCAUUAAAUCCAGCAAGACGUUCUCCAAUUAUCGCAUCCUCGCGAUCACACGAUCUUCGAACAGCUCCGUGGCAAAGGCACUCUCCAAAUUUCCCCACGUCGAGAUCAUCGAAUACACCUGGGUCGAGAUCACCGCUGAGUGGCUACGCGAACACAAUGUCGCCCGCGCUUUCAUAGCUUCACACAAUGAGCCCAACCAAUUCGCCGAAGAAUCGACGUUCCACCUUGCAGCUCUCACGGCUGGCGUCAAGUACGUCGUGCGCAUCUCCACAACAGCCGCGAAUGUGCGCCCAGACUGCCCUGCUUAUUAUCCCCGGACGCACUGGGCCAUCGAAGCCAUGCUCGACUCGCCAGGCUUUGAGAACAUGCACUGGACAUCACUGCAGCCAAACGUGUUCACAACCUUCUGGCUUGCCCCCGCUGCUGAACUGAUCAAAACCGUUCGUAAUGGCGGAAAGCAACACACAUUACGCAUAAUGGCGAGCGCUGAGGGGCCGGUCGGCGUUAUUGAUCCCCGUGACGUCGGCGUCUUUGCUGCGCAUCUCUUGAUUCAGGAUGACAUUUCUGCGCACAACAAGCGCAGAUAUGUCCUCAAUGGCCCGGAAGAUAUCACGGGCGAUGAAAUUGUCGCAAUGGUUGAGAAGCAUAUUGGUACCAAGGUUGAGGACGUGCAGUUCAAGGAUCUAUCGUUUGUGGACGAUAUGGUUGCUGCGUCGAACCAGGCAAAGAAUGUGAUAGGUUCUAUCAAGCGUGCUCCGGACUCAGCGUGGAAUGGCGAGGCAAAGGCAGAUACGACAAGCAAGGAGGUACUGGAGCUUGCAGCGCCAAAGCGAACGCCUGCUGAUGUUAUGGCGAUGUUAUUGGAGUAAAAGAUGUGGCAAUCAGACUCAAAUGAAUUAGCAUUACUACUACACUAUCCCAAAAUGCUCUG
Messenger RNA from Alternaria rosae, 1132 nucleotides. Its product is annotated as NmrA-like family protein. Lineage: Eukaryota; Fungi; Ascomycota; Dothideomycetes; Pleosporales; Pleosporaceae. Bases 129 to 1070 code for a protein of 313 amino acids. The transcript has a single exon. The record is from RefSeq and is a predicted model, not a curated record.